Arabidopsis arenosa is the source of this 2548-nucleotide messenger RNA. Lineage: Eukaryota; Viridiplantae; Streptophyta; Magnoliopsida; Brassicales; Brassicaceae. The record is from the annotation of a GenBank genome assembly.
AAUGCUUGGCGAAUCUGAGAGUUCUAUGAGAGAUGGAGUUGAAGCACCACCGCGAGGCGAAGAAGAUGGUAUCGGAGAUGGAAUGCAAGCUCAAACCAAUGUUGUAUCAGAGUCUUGUGGUAGAGAAGAGGAAGCUCCAACGAAUGUAGUUUCAGAGUCUGUUGUGGGAGAUGAAGCUGAAGCUCGUGCUCCAGGUCGACGAAGAAAACGAAGGAAAGUCAGAGUUGAAGAGGAGGAUGAAGAGCCCGAAAUUGAUCCUGAGCCUGACAUUGAAGACGACUGCGCGGUGUAUGGUGAUGAAGACUGUGAUGAUGUUGAUGAUGUUGUAGGUGGUGGAGAUAAAGACGAUAAUGGUGGUUUAGGUGUCGAAGAAGAUGUUAACCUUGACAUCGAAAAAGAUUUCCCAGAGGCUUAUAGAGAGUAUGAAGCUGCUAGUGAUUGUGACAGCGGAGACGAUAUAUGGGACGACGACAAGAUUCCAGAUCCUCUGUCAUCCGACGAUGAUGAUGAAGACAGAGCCGUAGAAGAGGAAGCUCGUACUGAUGUUGACGAUCCAGAGACCAUCCUAGCACUGAAGAAGACUUUCAACUCUCCUGAGGACUUCAAGCUUGCUCUUUUGAUGUACUCUUUAAAGACAAGGUAUGACAUUAAACUCUAUAGAUCUGAGGCUAUGGUUGUUGCUGCUAAGUGUGUCUAUAUUCGUGAUGAUGGUGUUAAAUGUCAGUGGAGAGUUUAUUGUUCUUAUGAGAAGACGAAACAUAAGAUGCAGAUAAGAACCUAUGUCAAUGAGCAUAUAUGUGUGAGGUCUGGAUAUUCAAAAAUGUUGAAGCGAUCAACCAUUGCAUUCUUGUUUGAAGAAAGGCUGAGAGUGAAUCCAAAGCUCACCAAACAUGAGAUGGUUGCUGAGAUCAAGAGAGAAUACAAGUUGGAAGUGACUCCGGAUCAGUGUGCUAAGGCAAAGACUAAAGUGUUGAGAGAAAAACGUGCUAGUCAUGAUAUUCAUUUUGCAAGAAUAUGGGAUUAUCAAUCAGAGGUUUUAACUCGGAAUCCAGGGACAGAAUUCAACAUAGAGACAGUUGCAGGGCCAGUGAUUGGAAGCAAGCAGAGGUUCUAUAGGUUAUAUAUUUGUUUUCAAGCUCAAAGGGAUUCAUGGAAACAAACUUGUAGACCUGUGAUAGGAAUAGAUGGAGCUUUUCUGAAAUGGGACAUAAAAGGACAUCUCUUAGCCGCAGUUGGAAGAGAUGGGGACAAUCGGAUUGUGCCUAUUGCUUGGGCAGUUGUAGAGAUUGAAAACGAUGACAACUGGGACUGGUUUCUGAGACAGAUUUCUGCAAGUUUGGGACUUUGUCAAAUGUCUGAUCUAGCCAUCCUUUCAGAUAAACAAUCGUCAAGGCUAUCCAUACCAUUCUCCCACAAGCUGAGCAUCGACAAUGUUCAAAACACAUCAUGGAUAAUUGGAAAAGAGACAGCCAUGACAUUGAGCUGCAGCUACACCAUAGAAGAGUUCAAUAAUCACAUGGAGGAUCUAAAGAAGUAUAAUCGUCAAGCUCAUACAUCUCUGCAACUAACUAGUCCGAUGACUUGGUCUAGAGCAUUCUUUAGAACAGGUACAUGUUGCAAUGACAACCUCAAUAAUCUCAGUGAGUCUUUCAAUAGGACUAUUAGACAAGCCAGGAGGAAGCCAUUGUUGGAUCUUCUAGAGGACAUUAGGAGGCAGUGCAUGGUCAGAACAGCUAAAAGGUAUAUCAUUGCAGACAAGUUGCAGACUAGGUUCACACCAAGAGCUCAUGCUGAGAUUGAAAGGAUGAUUGUUGGGGCACAAAGCUGUGAGAGAUAUAUGUCGAGAAACAACCUGCAUGAGAUAUAUCAUAAUGGGGUUGGCUACUUUGUUGAUAUGGAUUUGAAGACUUGUGGCUGCAGAAAGUGGCAAAUGGUUGGGAUCCCAUGUAUUCAUGCAACAUGUGUGAUAAUAGGAAGAAAGGAGAAAGUUGAAGACUAUGUCAAUGAUUAUUACACAAAGUUAAGGUGGCGAGAAACAUACAGAGAUGGUAUUAGACCUGUCCAAGGGAUGCCAUUGUGGCCUAGAUUGCAGAAGUUGCCUGUCUUGCCACCACCAUGGAGAAGAGGUAACUCGGGAAGGCCAAGUAACUAUGCAAGAAGGAAAGGAAGAAAUGAAUCUGCAGCUUCUUCAAAUAAGAACAAGAUGUCAAGAGAAAAGAGAAUCAUGACAUGCUCUAACUGCCAGCAAGAAGGACACACCAAGGCCACAUGUAAAAAUGCUACUGUUCUGCGUGUACAAAAAAGACCAAGAGGGAGACCAAGGAAAUAUGAGGAAGCACAAGCUAUUGAAACUUAUCCAGGAUCACAAGGAGAAGUAGCAGGAUCACAAGGGCAAGUUGCAGGAUCACAAGGGCAAGUUGCAGGAUCACAAGGACAUGUACAGAGAUCACAAGCACAACCCCAAGCACAAGCAGAACCACAAGGACUUGGUAGAUUGGCUUCAUGGUUUGACUGUUCCACUUAAGCUUAGUCUCAGUUUUUUUGUAUC